Anopheles nili is the source of this 754-nucleotide messenger RNA. RefSeq names its product DNA-directed RNA polymerase II subunit RPB11 (gene Rpb11). Gene Ontology annotation, cellular component: RNA polymerase II, core complex. NCBI's taxonomy places the organism in Eukaryota, Metazoa, Arthropoda, Insecta, Diptera, Culicidae. The transcript has 3 exons. The record is from RefSeq and is a predicted model, not a curated record. Gene Ontology annotation, molecular function: DNA binding; protein dimerization activity. Gene Ontology annotation, biological process: transcription by RNA polymerase II. The coding region runs from base 117 to 470 and encodes 117 amino acids.
CCAAAAGUGCGGUAAACAAUUGGAACGCUUUUAUAUAGAUAUUUCGGCAUUUGCAGAAUCAAAACCAAGUUACUUUGCAGUGUAUUUGCGUCGGUGAAUCAUAUAAAUCGUUCAUCAUGAAUGCGCCGCCCACCUUCGAAUCUUUCCUUCUGUACGAAGGAGAGAAAAAGAUCAUCAAGGAAUUGGACAUGAAAGUGCCUAAUGCGGCAAUUUUCACCGUAAACAAGGAAGAUCACACUCUUGGAAAUAUGAUUCGCAACCAACUGCUCAAGGACCCGAAUGUAUUGUUUGCUGGCUACAAACUUCCCCAUCCGCUGGAGCAUAAAUUCGUUCUGCGCAUCCAGACGACGUCGGAAUAUUCCCCUCAUGAAGCGUUCAUGAACGCCAUUACCGAUCUAUUGUCCGAACUGUCGCUGUUCGAGGAGCGAUUCCGCGAGGCGAUGAAAGAGAAGAAGGAAGGUGGCGACUAGGACUACUCGGGGUGGAAGAUUAUGCACACGCGGCGAAUGGCGACGAGAAGGAUUUUCGGAUUCAUUUGCAGUCAGAGUUUGUAGGAGUUAUUUUAGAAUUUAAGAUAAGAGACCUACAUUUGUAACAGUAUAAAUAUUGAGUUAUUCUAUCUAUCAUACUUGAUAUCUUGUGGUUGAAAUUAUCCGAACGCAACAAGCUGUUGAAUCUAAAACAAAACAAAUGUGUGACAUUUUAUGAAAUCUAUCCGAGACAAAAAAACAUUCGAACUAGUCGAGUUUAAGCG